Messenger RNA from Talaromyces rugulosus, 1647 nucleotides. RefSeq lists its product as uncharacterized. Bases 1 to 1647 code for a protein of 548 amino acids. The record is from RefSeq and is a predicted model, not a curated record. Gene Ontology annotation, biological process: carbohydrate catabolic process. Lineage: Eukaryota; Fungi; Ascomycota; Eurotiomycetes; Eurotiales; Trichocomaceae. The transcript is spliced from 2 exons. Gene Ontology annotation, molecular function: calcium ion binding; alpha-amylase activity.
AUGUAUCACUUCAUCCACAUUGUAACUGCUGCCGCCGCUCUGGCGGGCAGCUCGUACGCAGCGUCGGCCGAUGAAUGGGCUUCCAGAUCGAUCUACCAGGUCAUCACUGACCGGUAUGCCCGGUCCUCUGAUUCAUCUAGCAGCUGCAACAUCACCAAGUAUUGCGGUGGCACCUGGAGAAGCUUGGCCGGCAAGCUAGACUACAUCCAAGACAUGGGAUUCACUGCGCUACAGAUCUCGCCUAUCCAGCAGAACAUCCCGCAGGAUACCAUCUACGGCGAGGCAUACCAUGGCUACUGGCCUCGGAAUUUGUACGCGUUGAACGAGAAGUUUGGGACCGCCGACGACCUCAAGUAUCUCGUCUCAGAACUGCACAAACGCAACAUGUAUCUGAUGAUCGACGUCGUGGCGAAUGAGCUCGCCUAUGAUAUUGGAAAUACAAACAUGACGGCAUCCACACAUCUCGACUAUUCUUCCUUUGUACCGUUUAACCAGCCUUCUGAUUUCAUUCCGUACUGUCCGAUAGUCGACUGGUCUAACAGGACCGAAUACACCAAUUGCUGGUUGGGUUACCAGGGAGUUGCAACGCCGAGAAUCAAAACGUCAGACAAGAAGAUCGCCGCCACACUUGCAGCGUGGAUCAAUGAUCUUGUCAAGACGUAUGGUGUAGACGGCAUCCGAAUCGACGGCUCAAAACAAAUCGAAUCCAGCUUCUUCCCACCCUUCGUGCAAAGUGCGGGCGUGUUUACCAUGGCUGAGGUCUUUGAUGGGAGCCCUGAUUUUGUUUGCGGCUAUCAAAAUAUGGUCGGUGGAUUGGAGAAUUAUCCUGUCUAUGGAAAGACAAUAAAUGCAUUUACUGCCGGGAAAAUGGACGACCUUGUUGCCAUGGUAGGCACAAUGCGGAAGACAUGCAAAUCGCCUCAAUAUCUGGUCAACUUUAUCGAGAACCAGGACAAUCCCCGUUUCGCGAGCUACACACCUGAUCUUGCUUUGGCCAAAAACGCUCUCGCUUUUACAAUUCUCGGUGACGGUAUACCAAAGAUGUACUAUGGACAGGAACAACAUUUAUCUGGAAAUUUCUCCCCGUACAACCGGCAAGCACUAUGGGAUGCCUCACCAACCUACGACCAGUCCGCCGAGUUGUAUAGUCUGACUACAACUCUGAACAAAAUUCGAAAUCACGCAAUGUCCGUCGACAAUCACUACUUGACGAACUGGAGUUCUAUACUGUAUCAUGACGGAUCUACCUAUGCGACGCGCAAAGGACCGAACGGGGCCCAAGUCGUUGCAGUUUUGUCGAAUCAAGGAACACAGGGCGGAGACUACACAUUGGAAAUCAACGGCGCAGCUGAUCCCGGUACAAAUCUAACAGAGGUGACGCACUGCAAUAGCACCGUGGUUGCAGGUCCUAAUGGCACAAUCACCGUGCCGAUGGGACAGGGUCAGCCGCGAGUGUACUUUCCGACAUUCAACUUGAACAACUCUGGGCUCUGCGGACAGCUUUCAGCUUCGCCUAGCCUGUCUGAUUCGGCAAAGCCGUCUGCAACAGCAUCUUUUGUUUCCCAAACUGGACUGGGUACGUCGCUUGAAGUUUCGGCAUGGUUGCAUGUUGUUUUUCUGGCGGUAAUGACGGUAGCUUUGGUGUAG